AUGUAUCCUGACUUGCUGUUUGAGGGCAUUUCGUUAUGUCCGACAACUCUACUAGCUCGCUUUGAGCAGCCCGAGUGUAAGCUGAACAAGUCUAUACGUCAAGACGAAGCACUAUUGUAUCAUGCAGCUUCGUUGGCAGUCACAGAGGCCAAUGAUGGAGUUAAUGUAGUGCAGCACAGUGACCCCAUUAAUGAGUUUUAG
This is a messenger RNA of Echinococcus granulosus, 201 nucleotides long. RefSeq lists its product as hypothetical. NCBI's taxonomy places the organism in Eukaryota, Metazoa, Platyhelminthes, Cestoda, Cyclophyllidea, Taeniidae. The transcript has 2 exons. The record is from RefSeq and is a predicted model, not a curated record. The coding region runs from base 1 to 201 and encodes 66 amino acids.